AUGGCGACCGCCAUUCACCAACCAAUAGAGGCAACCGCAACGUCUGGCUUUGCAAGUUCGUGGAGGGUACUCUGGGCCUUCCUAAUCGGCCUACUGGCGACGGCCAUCUUCUUUCGCUCCCUCUUACCGCGUCUUCCACGCGUCCUCUUCCGCGGCAAACUACGUAUCAGGAGAGUAGGCAUUCGCGGUAUUCGUGGCAUCGAGUAUCGCUCCAAGGGCUUCCACAACGACUCGGCCGCCUUCUCAAGGAAUGGAAAUCAGCUCGAAGUCAAGAUUCAGCGAGUCUAUGCCUCCUAUCACCUUCCGUAUUUCCUCUGCAAGGAGAAAGAUCAGCCAUGCGUAGUACCUCGAAAAAGUGGUGCCAUCAUCACCAUUCACGUUCAAGGCGUAGGUGUUCGUCUUCCUAGAUCUCAACAGGAUGGCGACAAGUCCCAGGGAGCGGCCUCAACCUGCACCGCCAAUCAAGAUACCUCUUCCAACAACUUGACAUUGGAGCAACAGGAGGAGCUUAGACUGCAAGAACUGAUGAGCAGCCCUUCCAUGUCCCCCAGCGCGGAGAACAGGCCCCUCUUUCCCAACGCACUGGGCUCACAACCAUCACCGUUCGUCGCAUCUCCUAGACCGAUCGAGAGCAUCCAACGAGCCCAGUCCGACUUGCAACAACAUCAUGACAAGUCGGGAAUCUAUCGCACCUGCCACCAAGCUGGCCUCACGUCUCUCUACUCGGCACUCAGUCUCGCAAAAUGGAUUCGUGGCUCUGCCAUUCCAGCACUGCAAGCCUUUCUCCUUCGAGCCUUCCGAGCUGCCCUCUUCAUCCUCACAUCCAGUUUGCCCGUUCUCACAUCACUUGUGUCGGUCGAGAUCGAUCGAAUCGAAAUCUACGUCCAAGAAGCAGAAGCAGUCGCUCGUAUCGGAAGAGCCGGUGUCACCUUCGCCAUGUCGCCUGACGCGCUUCCUUCUCACGAGCGUCUUGCUAAAACACGGCAGAAAGGCCAAGAUGAGGAUCAAGCCUCCAAUUACUUCCGAGCGCCAACAUGGAGUCAGUUCUUCGAUGCGAUGCGCAUGAUGCCAACCAGGAUGGGCUCCGGUGCCCGUGGUGCAGCAAGCUACCUGGUUGCUGGCAUGUCUCCCAGUAACGUCACAGCACAUCUUCGCGUUGACAGUAUCGACGUGUUUGAGGCAACCUUCAAGCCAGACGCCAAGCUGAAACGCGCCUUCGAACACGGAUCGCGGCAAAGCAGCGUCGCGCCUUCUUCACGACCAGCGACGCCGCUUUCAUCGCAUCCGCGUGCAGAUCGAGAUAUUCUAUCUCCUACUCAGUCAGAAAUCGACCUGGACGCGGCUCACCAUCAAUCCUCCACUUUUGACGAGAGCUUCGAGUGGUCGUCUCGCCCAACACGCCCAAAGUGUCAACGAAGCAACAGUGCAUCUCGCCUCUCCAAGAUGUCUGUGGGCUCAUUGCGUGGCUUUGCCGACCGCUGGGCCGACUGGGCUCUCGAGCCAUUGGUUGAGUCCGACUUUCGCGCUGAUUCUGGCUGGACACGCCGUUACCUAGACGACGGCUAUUGGCCACAACAGUUGCAGACCAUCCCAGCAAGCGCAAGAAUUGUUUCGGUCAGCGGCGUUACUGAGCUGACAGCGAGUCUGCUCAUUGGGUCCAGCUUUGCUCUCGGAGGUGAUAGUACCUUGGCCACCAAGCUGGUUCUCGGAAGCACCACGCUUGGACUCGAUGCGGCGCAUCGCAUCAUGUGUAUCUUGGAGGAGCGCAAAGCGAGGAGAAGCGGAUGGGCGCCGACGCAGCGUGGAAGCACCGAGAACCAGCGCUCUGUUCUGUCAAAGCAUCUCAUUCAGCAAAAGCCCUCUGCCUUGGCUGAUGCGCUCCGGAUGGUAUCUUCGCUUUCUCUCUCAUUGCCUUCCGUACGCGUGAGGACCACCUCGGACGCCGUCUUGUCGGCUGCGUCCUCCUGCAACACAGAGGCAGAAGAGGCCGAGACAGCUGGUCCGACCCAAGCACCACUUCCAUCGAGAGAGUUGGCCGUCGCUCUGUCCGGCUUUCACUUCGAGCUCCAGCACAGCGAUCCCAAGGAUGAUCUCCAUCGUCGUUGGCUUGGCACGUGCGGCCUUUCAAAGAAAAGUAUCAAGAGCAAUCGCAAGAGAGAUGAAAGUGAUCGCAAACCACGUCCUCGCUCAUGGCACAGUGACAAAGCUGUGGAGCAUCGCCGCACUUUCCUUGCCGAGUCGAGCUUCGCCAGCUUCGAUGUCCGUUGCCGCUCCCCCAAUGCGAACAAAGGUUCCCGUCUGCUCUUCGUCGGCGACUUUUCGCUUGUUGCCCGGUCUUCUUGGACACCCUUCGGCCUCUUCCCGAACUGCCCUGACAUGACGCGUCUCCUCCUGGCUGGCGACCCCAACGAGCACGCUGCUUUCCUUGAGGCUUCCAUCGGUGGUGUUGAGACAGACGUCUCGAUGCAAGACCUCUCUGCAUUGCUACCGAUAACGAACGAGUUCAGCCGCAGAAGAAGGAAGAAGAGACAGAAUGUUGGCAUUGACGAGCCACCGCGACCCAAGACGGACCUCGAGCGUCUCCGCCGUCUGCCAAGGGUUUCAGCUGGUUUCCACAUCCAGCGGAUCUCUCUCCUUUUGGAUGCUAGCCGUGAUAGAAGCGACGAUGUCACCAACUGCAAGCAGCAAGGCAACCCUAGCAGCACGACCGGCCCGAGCCCCAGAAAGUUGACACUGUCCGUACCGAAUGUCGACUUUGUCUUCUUCGGCGAGUAUCGGGACGAGUACGUGAAGCGUCCUUUAGCUGAAAAGAGAGCCGCCUACAAGGCGCUGAGGGACGACAACCUCGAGUGGCCCAUUAGCGGCAAAGAUCUUUGCUGUGGUGCAGCACGACAAAUGAAUGCGCUGGAUCAGAUUCACGCUCAACAAUUCUCUACGGACAGUGCUAUCGCUCCAGGUGAAGUUGACUCUGCGAAUCAGUCACGCAGGUCGGCAGCAUCCCCGCAACGAUACACUGAAUCUCGUCUAAGCAUCGAGGAGACGAUCAAACGCGCGCAAGAACUCGAGCAGACGCAUGACGCCGAUGUCGAGAGGCCCGUUAUCACCGCAAAACGUCCAUCCAUCCGUGAAACAAUGUCCAAAACGGGAAAGGUGCGACUGCCCGGCUACACACGCAAAUCUUCAAUGGCAGCCGAGACUUGCUUCAGCAUUCGCUAUCAGUUCGAGACCCACUUCCGCGUCGAUGCAGUCGAGUCUUUCCUUUCCCUCAGCUCUUGCCCGAAAGACUCGACCAGGUGCUUCCUCCGAAGUCCAACAACCGAGAGCAAUCCGAGCGUUGGUUACUCACAGCACCAUUUGCUUGCGAUGCACAGCUUCGAAGUGAAUGGGUCAGGUCGUAUCCCCGGCAACGUCGAGCCUCGAAGUUCCGCGCUGUGCGACGACGUGCCACGCCUUUCUGCGUCGGACACUGUUGCCGAGUUCAGAGCCAGCAUCGAAGACAUCGACAUCGAAGCAUGGCAACCUUGCGCUCUCGACACGUACACCGACAUUGCACUCGCCGUUUUCCAGGCCAAAGAAGCCCAUACCGCUCAGAGCGACGAUGCGUCAACCAAAAGCGUCGAAGAUGAGCCAAAAUCGGAUGUCAGCAGGGACGACAGUGAGGAUGGCCAAGCUGCACUGGAGCCAAAGACGCUAGUCAAGCGUCUUCCUGGAGGUCUCUCAGUCUAUCUGUCCAUCGGUCAUACGAUCGCGCAUCUCGGCGGGCCAGAUCGCCGCAUCGAGGACCAGAUUGCUCGCGGUGUCGGUUUCGAAGCCGAGCGCAUCGUUCUUGAGUAUGCUGGCGUCACAGACACCAAGACGAACGCUCUGCCGCUGAAGACCAACUGGGGCGCGCGUACCGCUCUGGAGCUGACUGAGGAUGUACAACUGCAGGCAGCUACGCUUGCCACGAGACAUGGUCGGGUUGGUCUCGCGCGCGUCGCAAUGCAUCAAGCUGGCUUCUUUCCGAUCCUCGAUGCGACACUGGCCACCCAGCAGCACACUGAAGGCACUGCUCCCGAGACUUUCGCCCACGCGAAGGCACCUCAUGGCGAGGUGUGGCCCAAGGGCGCCGCCGAGGAAGACGAGUCUCUUGAUCGUCCAGCUACCUCCCUGCUCGCCGACAGCGUAUGGACGUUCAACAAGGAAGACGACUGCGUCCACAAAUCGAAACAGCAUCGUCCGCGCUUCCGACAGCAAGACCGAAGCAACUUUAUCUUCUUCAUGCCUUACGCUGCCUUCAAAACCGUGGUGCGACCCCCACAAGCGGAGAAGAAGACAGGUGUGGCCGGUCCAUCUGAGGACGAAGUGUUCAUCACUUCCGAGGGUACCAAUCUUCUCGCCUUCAAGAUUGACCUUCUUCACACCUACUGCAUCCUCUUGGCUUUCUCGACCUUCAAAAACCUGGCUCAGCGGGCGAGAGGCGGCUUUCCAGCUUCUAAAAACAAGCCGUCUAGCUCGACAAAUCACGUCCAGCCGAUUCCGAAGUAUCCCCGUCCCAGCGUGUCGUGCCGCUUCGACAUCAAAGAGGUGCACACAUUCGUGACGUUGCCCAAGUCAGUGCGUGUCUUCGUGCGUAUCCGUAGACUAGAGGUGCGAAGCAGCCCGAAGGACGGUCUGUCCGUCUCCACCGAGACCAUCAUGGGUGCCGUGGAAAGUCCCAAGCAAGGCAAGGGCGAUCUCUGGGAAGAGGCGGUGCGAUUGCGCGAUUGGAAGGUCACUUUGCUGCCCAAGGCUAAAGACAAGAAGCGUCAGAUCGAUGUCAAUGGCGAUGCUGGUCUGAUCCGCAUCCCAUAUGGCUACGCUGUCAACCCGAUCAUCGACAACACCUCUGUCGCCAUCAAGGCCACAAAGCAAGUGGUGCACCAAUUCCUCUCGGGCCGGGAAGACUCGGUCAUCGUGCCAGAAGCAGAGGAUUUUAAGCUGCUGCCCAACAUCAGCAUCACUCUCCGAGUCUUGACACUGGAAGCAGAAGACGAUCCCUUCGAAACCAAGCUCAAUCUGAUCUGGCGAGCAGGUCUGGCAGAGAACGCGGUUCGCGAGGAGAGAAACGUUGCUUUUGCAGCCAAAGUAGAAGCCAUCUCUGCAAUGAAGGCGGCAUACAGCGCCCCUUCUUUUCACUCGUACCGAAGCAACACCUCGUCAGAUUCAGAUGACAGUGACGAGGGGCAGCACAAUAUCAGCACAAGCUCGCACGACAGCCGCGGACGCAAAUCAGAGCACGAGCACGUCAGUUAUGACAAAGCCAAGGCGGCAUUGGAUGCUUACAACUCAUCCAGCUGGGUCCGCCGUUACACGAAUGCAAAGUCAGAGCAGACUAGACGCCAGGAAGGCGUACUGAAGAACAUCUACGGCCGCUUCACUUUGUCUCGAAGCCUUGAUGACCUGCCAAUCAAAAUGCUGCCCAUUGGCAAGGCCGCCCCGCUGGCUCGCUCGACAAUGUAUCGCAUCCGCUUGCAGGUCGAACAAGCUCACUUCCCGAUCGAGCAGUUGCGCGACUUUAUUCACGAGAAGGGUGCAGGUAUGCCCAAGGACACGCCUUACUCCCUUGUAGUGCCUAUGCACAUUAAAUGGGAGAUGGAAGAGUGGCGCGUCAUCCUGCGAGACUAUCCGAUGCCUCUGCUGCAUGUACCUCCAACUCAUCGUCAUGAGACGGAUUCGCGCAAGGCAUGGACGUUCGAGGGUGAUAUUGUCGUUGCCGAGCAGCUGGGCGGACCAGAAUCGAUCAGGCACGUUCCUGCUGUGAUCGUUCCAGCAGCGACCGGACAUCCUGAUGCGAUCGAGUACGGCAUCGUCAUCUCAAAAGUGGCCAUGACGGUCAAGAUGUACGGCACACCGACGGUAAAGUUGCGCACCCCCUUCCCGACCCGACUGGUCUGGGGUCAGUCGAUUCAGCCGACCAUUCAGGACGUGAUGCGUGUCAUUGACGGCAUCACACCUCCGCCGCAUGAUCCCUCGCCAAAGCUCGGAUUCUGGGACAAGCUCCCGCUCAUCCUUCACGGUCACAUCAAUUUCAAGUUCGAGGACGAAGGUGGUUUCAACAUCCACAUGAAGGGUAGCCGCGAUCCGUACAGCAUCGAGGGUCAGGCAGCUGGUUGGGUCAAGUCCUGGAAGGGAGGUGUCGAGCUUCUUAUCGGCUAUGACAAUCCGGAGAGAGAGUUUUUCCAGAUCCUCAGUCACGAGUAUAUCCUGGCCAUUCCAGACCUGUGUGACUACGUGGAUCACGCUGCAGCGGGUGUCUUGGGCGGAACCGAGCGGCAUCAGCAGAAUGAGCAACAGCGUGAUCAUGACGGCGAAGGCAGUUACCACGACUCGUACGAUCGCAAGUCUGCCGACGCGUCCUUCACCUCCAGCAUGCAUCGGUACAUGAAGGAUCCCACUUUCCGCAAGAUUGUCAUCAAGCUGACUAACGGUGUGCGGUGGGGUGCGGGCCUGCAUGGCGAACGCACUUGCGAUGACGAGACAUGUCCACGCCAUCCCAAGUGCAGCGGAGAGCCCUUCUAUCGAGAGUGCCGUAACUUCGAACGCAUCAAUCACUGGGAGGUGGUCCCGAAGACUCGCGAACACUUCGACUCAAUCCCAGAAAGCGAGCGACUUGACUCGUUCCGCGGAUGGAGAUCUCACCACUUGCACUUCUCGCUAUCGGUAUACUCGCCCAAGAAUGGUCUUCAUGGUUAUGGUGGAGGCAAGCACGUCUCGCAUCGUGAUGCUGUCAAUAACUUCUACUUCACGCCGUUGGCAUGGCAGCACUUCUGGGCUUGGAUGCGGCUGUUCAGCAGCGCAAUGUCUUUACCUAUUCGAGCUGGCCGCCUCUUCCCCGAGAGUCCGCCACCGUCGCCCAAAUUUGGCCGCUUCCUUGGUACCAUCAAGUAUAGGAUCGAUCUCGAGCCUCUGUUCAUCACGCACCAAUACCGACAAUUCAGCAAGGAAGACUGGGCCAGAGGCUUGCGCACGCACGUCGGUAUCAAGGCUCGCAUCGACUUUUUCUCUCUCGACAUGCAUCAGAGGCAGCAGGAGACGAUCAAAGAUCGACCUGAGCCCGGCGGACCUCGCAUCGUCUUCCACAAGCCUUUCUAUGAGGCAGAGGUGAAGGCUGAGACCAUCGAACUCAAGACGAUCGCAGCUCGUUGUCGAGAAGACAGCGAGAUGCCUGCUGCCAUGGAAGACCACGAUCUAGGUGAAAAUAUGUUCGACGAUCUCUUUGCUGAGGAUUGUGUCAUUUCUGACGACCAGUUGGUCUGGAUCGACAUGAACGACCUCGUCGAGCUCGACGCACAGCCAAUCAAGGAUCCGAAUCCAAGGAUCCGCAUGUUCCCAGCUCUGGCUUGCCCUCAGUUCCACUACUACCGGAAAGUGGACUCGAAGAGGGAGCGACGCGCUAGAGAGAUGCAAGAUCGUGUGGCCAAGGGCGAAAGUCAUCGCGAAGGCGGCAACGAUAUCGAAGAGCUGCUCAGCCGGCUCGAACGCAGCAAAUUCGGCAACGAGCACAGUCACGUCUGCAUGGUAGGUCACAACGACAAACCCAUCAUCGUGCAACGCAAGCUCGCUCAGGAGAGACUGCGAACCGUCCGUCGAGAGAUCGAUCGGGUCCUUGCCUCGAGCGACGAUGACAGCAUUGCCUCGGAAGGUGACAAUGAAGCAUCAGGAGAUUCUUCAGAGCAGCUCAACGAUCUGCAUAGCCGCGAGCGCAUUCUGGGCGGCUUUAUUGCACAUCUUGGACGCUUAGCGGAACACACGGAGCGUGUCGAGCGGGCAAAUGCCGAGGGAAAGCCUGCACCCAAGCGAUCUGGUACAGUGGAUCGCAACUACGGUUUCAACGCUACUGAUCUUGCCUCGAUGUACCAUGAUCUCGGUACCUUUGACAAUCGCUACGUCGCCCACAACCCGACCCUCUUCUUCAGCAAUGUCACACGCACGCUGUUGCUCAAGUACUACUACAGCUCGCGACUGCGACGUGGGUAUGCGCACCACAUGACGGCUACUGCUGUCCGCUACAUUCGAGAUCUGCUCAAGAAGAAGGACGAGAACGGCCGCGCUGCCAAUGGUGCCGGGCCUCGAUCUCACAGCGACUAUGGACGGACGCCGCAGCACAUGUCGCCGAGCAAUGAGACCACGAAUGGUCUUGACAUCUUGCACGAGAUGCUGGAAGACACUGUCAACCACAUGUCUGGCAAGGAUGGGUAUAGUCGGUCCGGCUGGGGCUGCAAACCUGACGACGACCGGGCAGAUGGUUUGGAGACAGAGAUGCGUCCAGAAGACGGCAUCUCGGACUACUUCAAUGUGGCCAAGAGCAACGUCUGUCUGCUUCUCAAGCCUCAAGUGGUGCUGCGCAGCGAUGUGGAUGAUAAGUCCACCGUUAUUGUCACUGCUCUCCGCACACGCCUGCAGAACUACACGGUCGAGGAUGAGAGCUGUGCAGAAGACUCAGUCAAUGCCAUCGUGCUACGACGUAACUUCUUCGCCCUCGACAGUCUACAAUGCUACCACCCAAGCGCCAACGUUCUCAGCAACGCCCUCAAACAUCGUCUCGUCUCUCUACCACUUGAAGCUUUCGUCGACAUGCACGGUCACACAAGCAACUUUGAGCGCAUCGUGCCGCACACCAAUGCCACGAUGUACUACGAUAAGUUUAACAAGCUUCGUCUCUCGGACUCGUCUCGAUCCGUCGCUACGUUCCGCAAGGAUGGUAAGCCGGUGCAAGAUCAUCUUCACCAUCACAUGGACAUGAUUGUGCUCAACUGCCCAAGGUUCUCGGUGUCGGCAAAUGGCGAGCAUUUCGCUGCGCUGUACAACGUUGUCACCGACUUGAUUCUGUAUCGCGAUCCAGUGCACAGAGAUCACGCGAAGCGACUAGAGGAGAUGAUGUUCAGCUACGACUUUACGGAUGUUUCUGGGCUGGCCGAUAUCGUUACUGCUCUGCAAGUGCGGAUCAGGGAGGCAGCGUCGCUCGUCGAGCAGUAUCAAGCUGUAUCGGAUCGACUCAAUGACCGAGGUCGAGCUGACUACAUCGCAUUGCUUGGCGAAACACUGGAGCUGAUCGAAGAGCUCAAUCUGAUCAUGGACGCUAUCACCACUUCACAAGACAGCAAGGGUGGUGCGGACCGCGAGAAGAAGUCAGCACUGCGCUUCAUGGCGCAAGCCCAGGAAGUGGCAUGGAACAUGAUCGGUGAUGAGGCUGGUCAACUUGUCGCCAAGCUAGCGCUGCGAGGCAUCAGCUUCUCUUGGCUCAACAAAGCAGACAACUCCGCCGCGAACACUCUUUCGAUUCAGGACCUGCAGGCUCUCAGCGUCGAUCCGAACGCCAUGUUCGCAGAGAUCAUUACCAAGCAUACUCGUGCAGUGGACCAUCCGAUGGCCAAGGAAGGUCGAUUCUUGGAUGCAAUGUGGAGUGUCCUGCCUCCCGUCGGAGGUAUUUCGAUCGUUGAUAUGUUCGAGUUCAAUCUGCACCCGGUCAAGAUCCAGAUCGAGCUUAUGGUUGGUCGCAAGAUCAUGGACUACAUUUUCGGUACUAAGCGACAGAGGGAGAAGCAGGAGGAAGAGCAGAAGAGGUUAGAGAUGGAGAUCAGUAGACCCGAGAAUGCGGUGACGAAGAAGUCUCCGUUUGCCAGAUUGCUAGGAAGGCAGAAGCAUCUGUUGCCCACCUCUGCCUCAGUUUUGGGCGCGGCCUCUUCGCAAACUUCACGCAGGCCAAGUACGAACGAGAGCUCGUUGAAUGUUUCCAAUGCGAAUUUGCGGUCGAGAAGCGCUUCUUCGACUGAUCUGCUGUCCGUUGGUAGACCAUCGUCAGGUGGGUCAAGGGAUGAUGGUGAUGCAGACAGUGUUUCCGAGCGUGCUUCUACCAAGGCUACCUCUGCGAGAACCGCACCUGCUACCGCAAAGACCUCCCCCAAAUCUCGACCUGGCACUCCAGGCAGUAACAGCGCGAAAGACAACUCCAAUGGCAGGAACGACCCCAAUCAUCGGGCAGGUGUCCAAUUUGCUAUCGCCCAACGCAACGCAGCAGAAAUGCGGUCCCGCGCCUCAGCCUAUCGAACUUUCGUCUACGUCAAGAUCUCCGAAACCAUCUUCUGUCUCUCCUACAAGGGCGAGAAAGAGAAGUCGUUUACUGAUCUCUACGACCUCGAGUUCCGUACACCCAAGUUCGAGUAUCACAACAGUACUUUUGGGUACGUCGACUUGGCGGAUAGCUUCAAGAAGGAUGUGUUUAGGGCAGCUUGGAAUCAGAAGAGUACCUUGCUGAAAGACAUCAUCACUCACAGGCCAAAUAGAAAGAGGAAUGCGAUCGAGAGCAUCAGGGCGAUUCGGCAGGCGAGUAGGGUGAGAGGAGAUUUGGCGGUGGAUGUGAUGAUGGGACAGGGCAAGGGGGAGGAUAUGGGUGCAGAUAGGAGCAGCUUCGGUGAUGGCGAUAGUAGAAGUUCGGUGCUUGUCCAGAGUCCGACUGAUGGUGGUGAGGAUGAGGAUGAUGGCGUAGGGUUUGGUGAGGAGAAUUCGGUGAUGACCGGGGAGCAAAGGGGUAGUGCGAGCGAUGAUGAGGCUGGAGAGGCUGAACAAGAAGGCGCAAAGUAUGGUCACGAGCGCAGUGGAACAGGUCAGACUCUAGCCGGUCAGAUCAGAGACGCUUGGGGACGAGAAAACGAGAUCGCUUCCUUCAAAGUCGGUGUUGAUGACAGCUCCACCCCAAGUUCCACUUCGAAUUCGACUCCAGCUCGACACUUCACAAGCGAAGUCGAAGAUCUCCUCUCCAACAACACCCAUUCCACCCCUCAACAGCCUCACCAUCAUCGACGAGACACUCUCACACUCGAAAGCCUCCGUCGCUUCCCCACCUCCUUCAUCUCCCGCUCUCUCCACAACCCCAACGAAGAUUCGCCCUCAACCGAACGCUCCGAUUCAGUAACACUGCACUCUACCACCUCAGGUCAUUCCUCUCCCUACCUUCAACUCCCACCCUCGACACCUUCGCCAAUGGGGACGAUAAAAAGAGGCAGUGGAAGUCGAUCGCCAAGCUUUAAUCUCAAUAAGCUCAUUCCGAAACCGUUCAGAGGCAGAACAGGAUCGAAUGCGACGAAUGGUGGAGCAAGGAGAGCGAGUCUUGGUGCGAACGGGAAUGGGAAUGGGAGCAUCGUGGAAAGAACGAACAGCGGUGAUGGUAUGGGAGCGGUAACGACAAGGUCUGAGAAUAGUGAUUUUUCGGGUAGUACGAGUAGUCAUCACUAG
Ustilago hordei is the source of this 11253-nucleotide messenger RNA. RefSeq lists its product as uncharacterized. NCBI's taxonomy places the organism in Eukaryota, Fungi, Basidiomycota, Ustilaginomycetes, Ustilaginales, Ustilaginaceae. The transcript has a single exon. The coding region runs from base 1 to 11253 and encodes 3750 amino acids. The record is from RefSeq and is a predicted model, not a curated record.